GUUGAAACACAUUUUGUUAUUAAUAUUUUUUUGUCUAGUGGAAACUGUUGCUGGGGUCCACUCUCCCUGCAUCUGCUGGCCAGCAUUCACAUCUUUAAAUAGACAGCUAUUUUGAUGCAAAAGCAUAACACGGGCCCCUGGGGGCUUGAGGCACAUGAGCUAGAUUUAAUUUGAGGGUCAAAUGGCCUCGCAACACUUACGAUUCCCUGUGAUGAGUAAAUCUGAGGCAGAGAAGCCUGGGACCAAAUAUCACCUGCGGUGCUCAUUCUGUUUAACGCCUUGGUUUCAGACGACUUGCUUGGGAACACUUUUCUUACAGCUUCUUUGGAAACAGUUAAAGAUUGGAAAUCAUAGAACUGCAUCCUGUGUAGCAUCAGAAGUCUGGGAAAAGGAAUGUCAUAUACAACAAAACUUCCUGCAUCCUGGAAUGAUAAACCUGCUCCUCGGAAAGUGGAAAUUGACCUGAGUUCACCUGGUCUUGCAGUGAUUGAGUUGGAAAGACUCUUGUUUACUGGCAAAGCCAUCAUCAGUCAUGCAGAUGAAGUUUGGCCAAGGCUUUAUAUUGGUGACCAGCACAGCGCAGAAAACAAGGCCGAUCUGUGCAGGCAUCGAAUCACACACAUCCUGAAUGCAGCCCACAGUAAACGCGGAGGACAGCCAGAGAUCUACGAGGGCAUGACAAUCACAUACAUGGGCAUAGAGGCUCAUGAUUCCUGUGGCUUUGACAUGAGCGUCAACUUCCACUCAGCAGCGGCGUUUAUCCACGGGGCUCUCAGCAGAGGAGGCAAAGUUCUGGUGCAUUGUCACGUAGGAGUGAGCCGCUCGGCCACCCUGGUCCUUGCUUACCUGAUGCUGAAGCAGAACCUGACACUCGUGGAGGCUAUUUGUGCUGUGAAAGAAAAUCGUGGUGUAGGCCCCAAUCGAGGAUUCCUCCGACAGCUCAUCAAACUGGAUGGCAAGCUGUUUGGCACUCAUCCCUGAACCCAGUCUGAUAUUAUUACUGUUCAACUUCCAUGGGUCCAGAACAUAAGGGAAAUAUAAUAAAAAUAACUAUGCUCAUUAUGUGGAUGCAUAAAUCUGUUUUACUUUAGGUAAUUCUAAUUUUGUUUUUGAAAAGGGGGUUCGCAGCAUCAGAUGUUUUCCCUGUAUCAUGUUGUAAUUUCCAUGAACUUUCUGUCAGUUUGUGUGAGGUUUUACAUUGAAAGAGUGCUUCUGGUGCAGCUCUUGAUAAAUGUUUGACAGUCCAUUUAAUUCACUCAACAGAAACUUCUUGCAAACAAAAAAUGUGAAGUGGGUUUCUACUGUAUGGUAUGGUGGUUUGAACGGCCAGAGACUGUAAUCAUCGCUACCAUAUUGUUGUACUUGCUGGCGUAGGCACACAUUGAUCCUGUGCCAUCUCAGUUCAAUACCAUGGUAAGACAGCAAUCAUUACACUGAGCAAAUACAGUGGCCAAGCAAAUAAGAGGUUGUGAUAGAGAAUAAACAAAGACAAAGUUCA
Scophthalmus maximus (turbot) is the source of this 1498-nucleotide messenger RNA. Its product is annotated as dual specificity protein phosphatase 26. Gene Ontology annotation, molecular function: protein tyrosine/serine/threonine phosphatase activity; MAP kinase phosphatase activity. Lineage: Eukaryota; Metazoa; Chordata; Actinopteri; Pleuronectiformes; Scophthalmidae. The coding region runs from base 394 to 981 and encodes 195 amino acids. The transcript has 3 exons. Gene Ontology annotation, biological process: negative regulation of MAPK cascade; protein dephosphorylation. Gene Ontology annotation, cellular component: cytoplasm. The record is from RefSeq and is a predicted model, not a curated record.